UUCCGGGAAAAUGCAGAUGGGAAGUUGAUGAAUUAUUUUAAGAGAGUUAAAGUAUUGAUGGAGCAGGUAAAGUCAGAUUAGUCAAUUGUUGUUUGUAUAUUAACGAUUAAAAGAAAGACCAAACAAUUGAGCACAACUCUUUAAGAAAGCCAUGUGCUCAAGGUGUACAAUCAGAACUAGUAAGAAUCCUCUCCAUAUUCAUCUUUGCUCUGAUCUGCCCAGAGCACAAAGGAAUCCUCAUAAAAAGAAAAAUGGCGAAGCCGAAAUUGAUUUCCAUGAAGGGUUUACCAUGUACUGGAAAAACCACUCUAGCCAAGAAGUUAGCAGUGGAAAACGAUUGCUUGCUUGUCGAACUGGAUGACAUCCUCUAUCCAAUUGCCGAUGGCUCCCGAAACACACUAAAAGAUGAAGUCAUCAACGAAAUCUCCUACCAAGUCGCCCGCAAUAUGGUUGCAAAACAUCUAAAGAUGGCUCACAAUGUUCUCCUUGACUGUCCCCUCUCUCAUCAAUCCCAUUUUGAUCUCUUGAGACAAGUAGCAGUACACGCGAAUGCCGAACUUGUGAUUGUUGAAUGCAGACCACAAGAUUUCAAAUGGAAAGAGUGGAUAAAUCAGCGGCAAGGAACCAGUAGCAGCAGUGGUGCUCAAUUCAAGACAGAGACGUGGGAAGAGAUCAAGAAGCUAAAAGGUGAAAGGUAUGGUGAUUACGAGACUGGAAAUAUAAGAAAAGUUAUUGUAGACACUACUAUGCCCAGUUUAAAAGCGUUUGAUGAACUGCUAUCAUCAACUUUGCCAUCUAGAGGCAAAAAUAGCAGGCGAUCACCACGAUCACGAUCACCAUCUCAUAAAAUUAAGAAGGGCGUCCGCAUUAUUGAUAGCAGGUCAAAUAGAGAUAGCGCAAGGAGGUCAAAUAGGGAUGGAGAUCGUAGGACGAAAAGUGGACCAAGGCAAGUGGGAGCCUUGAACCACCAUCAUGUCUUAAACAUCGUUAACCAACCAAGUCAAGAAACAGAUAAAAGAGCAAGUUGCAGUGGCUGCCGGAAAUCCAUCCCAGGUGAUUCAGCCUUUUAUCGCUGCAAUCAGUGCAGGUUUCAGUUACACAAAUCAUGUGCAGAGGCACCGGCUAAUUUGGAGCGUCAACUUGAUGAGAAACUUCCUUUCCUCGACCCAGAGACAAAUGACUAUCGGUUUCCAAAGAAGUAUUGGUGUGGUUCCUCCGAAUGCGAAGAAAAGCAGUUCUCCAAAGAUUGCUUGGGAUGUCUCUUUAAAACCCAACUCAGAUGCGGUUUCUUACCGCCCGUUGUCCCGAACCAUCCGUGCCAUCCAAAACAUCCCCUGCUCCUUCACAUCUUUCGAAGUAGAGACAAUAAAGAUUUCAAGUGUCGUGCUUGCAGCGAAAGAGGUGACUCUGUCUUCUACAAAUGCAAGGCCUGUGAUAUCUAUCUUCACGUUAACUGCACACUUUUACCUCGAAUCGUCAACAGUAAAUGUCACAUGGACACUCUCAGCCUCCUUGAGUCCUCACCAACUGAUGACCCCGAUGCGUAUGAUGAAAUCUAUUGCGAUGCUUGCGAGAAGGAAAGGAAUCCUAACAACUGGAUUUACUACUGUGAAGGUUGCAACUUUGCAACACACUUAGAUUGUGCCUUUACUUACACUGAUUGAGUUUUUGGCUUCCCAGGGUUUCAAUAUUGUUUUCCCAUUCCAAUAAAGUCUUCGAAACUACCCAAGUAUACAUUGUUAAUCAGUUGUGCAGUUGUGCUUCAG
This is a messenger RNA of Tripterygium wilfordii, 1766 nucleotides long. RefSeq lists its product as uncharacterized. NCBI's taxonomy places the organism in Eukaryota, Viridiplantae, Streptophyta, Magnoliopsida, Celastrales, Celastraceae. The record is from RefSeq and is a predicted model, not a curated record. The transcript has 2 exons. The coding region runs from base 252 to 1664 and encodes 470 amino acids.